CUUCCGUCGUUGGUGUAAAUAUGGCGGCAAAGGAAGCCGUAGACGGUUACAAUGCCGAAGUGGAAGCUACUGUCAACCGCUGGAUAGUUGACUACUAUUCAUUUCUGGCGUUUGAAUUGUUUAAAAAUGGAAAAUACGCGGAAUUCUGUGACGUUAGAGAUUUAAUUCACAGUGUCCUAGGUGUCUUGGUCCGUCAUGUGGAGCCCUCGGAUGUCUUCAAAACAAAGAUUAGAAUAUUGCAGUUUCUCUCCCGGAUAAAUGACGGUGAAAAUUUGGAAGUAUCCUUUGAGCCCGAUAAGUCACUUUCUCCUUUGGAAUCUGCCCUAAUGGUCCUGGAAGACAUAAUCCAGGAAGGCAGAUUGUCAAUGCCACAGCAGGAUUUUGAGAAAGUAUGCACUUCAUUAAAAGAGACCAUUGUGACGAUGUUCAUUAAGAAAAAUAAAUUUCACAAAGCAAAGCAGGUGCUGGACAAACACUUUACCAAAACAAUUUCUGGCAAGAAAGUUGUAUUCUUGGGUCUCAUCAAGAAGAAGAGCAACGUGCAUAAAGUCAUCGAGCAAAUGGACUUCCAGCAGUUCAAGGUGGAGAUGUUGGCCUUCUGCCAGACGCUCUACACGGCCACCGUUCCCUUUCUCCACAGGGCUGCAACCGAUCUGAUUGGUCGAAGACUUGCGGCGCAAGACGCCGAUGGACCCGAUGAGCAAGACGAAGCCACGCCCCCCUGUCUGCAACAAACGAUCACCAUCCAGUUCCUCCCACGCACACAUAUAGUUAUCCAGAGGACCAGGCUGGAGGCGGCCCACAGGGCGUUGGCGGCAGCUGCGGGUGAGAGAACAUUUGCUCAGCUGGAGGAAGAAGUGGAGGAAGAGGAUCAGGCGAGGAAAGAAAACCUCUCGCGGCGCCUCUCACCUGCCCCCGCGGACUCGGAGGAGGCUGGGCCGUUCCAGAGAGACUCGGGAAGCCCCAUGGAGGCCGACCAGCCGCCACGAACGAACGCCGUUUCUCAAACAGAGUCGAGUUGUCUCUCAGAGACGCCCCCGGGGCCGAGGAACCGGCGGCCGGACACCGUGGCGCGGCUGGUGGUGGAGCCGGACAGCCAGGGGAGCUCGCAGAGCACAGCGGCGUCACAGGAAAGGGAGGCCGAUGUCGGCGCAGAAGAGCCCCCACAGCCGCCGGCUGUACUCGAUGAAAAAGACUCGCAGAGCCUUGGGGCCGAUAACGAGAUUUCCAUACCCGUGCGGAAGAUCCGCAGACGGGCCAAAAAGUCCAGCAGAGCCUCAAGCAGUUUGGCAGACAGUGAGGAGGACCCCCACGGCUCUGUGGACCCCCACGGCUCUGUGGACCCUCACGGCUCUGUGGCCAACGGAGACAUUCCUGUGGGAAAACAUCACAACCGUUUACUCGGCAGUAGCUCCAUCAAGUCUGAACCGCCUGCACCGGACAGCGGGGCAGAUCCACAGGAGUCUCUCUGCAGAACCCCAGUGCGGAAACGUCGCAAACAGCUGGCCAGCCAUAGUCUCAGCGAGGUUCCUGAAGCCGUCGUUAUCACAGAUUCCACAUUGGACAGCUCCCCCGAGCGGUCCGCCCCUCAAACCAGCUCGACUCCCAACAAGGACCCUGCUCGGGUCGAAGGUCCUUCCCACACCAAAUGGAAAGUGUUGGUCAACACCGCUAAGGAGAGUAAAGUUACGUGGAGCGAUGAUGAAUCCAAUGUAGGCGCCGAAAAGAAUAAUGAAUUGGCCAAUGAGAGCGUUUCAGGCCACAGGAAGAGGAUGUGGAGUGCGCGUGAGACAAAGAAUUUGAAACAAGGCGUCAACAAAUUUGGGGAGGGCGCCUGGACAAAGAUCAAGUCCUAUUACGCCUUCAACGACCGGACAAACGUCAACCUGAAGGACCGAUGGAGAACAAUGAAGAAGUUAAACAUGAUUUGAGUAGUUCAGCAAAAGUUCAAGUGGCCAGAUGAACAACAUGAGACCCCACCUCCACACGAAUGUAUUAUUCCUCCUGUUAAGUCUCCCUCACCCGUUUCAGCAUUCAUGCUUCAAGAUGGUGUACAAUGUUAAGUUUCUGGUCCUUAGUUCAGGGUUUAAUUUGUAACUGUUUUGUUUUUUAAAUUAAAAAAAUAUCCAAUA
Pseudoliparis swirei is the source of this 2132-nucleotide messenger RNA. RefSeq names its product telomeric repeat-binding factor 2-like. Gene Ontology annotation, molecular function: double-stranded telomeric DNA binding; protein homodimerization activity; G-rich strand telomeric DNA binding. NCBI's taxonomy places the organism in Eukaryota, Metazoa, Chordata, Actinopteri, Perciformes, Liparidae. The transcript has 13 exons. The annotation marks the transcript as partial. Gene Ontology annotation, biological process: telomeric loop formation; regulation of telomere maintenance via telomerase; negative regulation of telomeric D-loop disassembly. The record is from RefSeq and is a predicted model, not a curated record. Gene Ontology annotation, cellular component: nucleus; chromosome, telomeric region; shelterin complex.